Messenger RNA from Passer montanus (Eurasian tree sparrow), 4602 nucleotides. RefSeq names its product ankyrin repeat domain 31 (gene ANKRD31). Gene Ontology annotation, molecular function: protein binding. NCBI's taxonomy places the organism in Eukaryota, Metazoa, Chordata, Aves, Passeriformes, Passeridae. The record is from RefSeq and is a predicted model, not a curated record. Bases 30 to 3284 code for a protein of 1084 amino acids. The transcript is spliced from 23 exons.
AGGCGCCGACGGAGUGGAGCGGCCGCACCAUGGGGCGCUCUGGGAGCGACACGGACAGCGACGAGACUGUCGUGGAUGGCUCUGUACCGGAGAGUGAUGUGGAGGAGGAGGAGCUCUGCAGAAGAAGGUUGGCUUUCCUUAACAAGGAUAUUGCUUUAACAACUGUGAUAAGUAAUCGUAAAGGAGCUUUUUCUCCAGAAAUCUGUUUUAUACAGAAAUUUGGUGACCACACAUAUUAUCAUAAGGCAGAACAGAUAAAACCAGUACUUCAAGAGGCAUACACAUCUGACCAGUCUCAAUCCCUACUGAAGGACUGGAGAAACCAUUCAUCACCUACGGAAAAUAUUUCUAAGCCUCGUUUUUCAUUAAAUUCUACAGCAGAAGAAGAGCAGAAUAAUUCUGUAGAUAUCAAAUUGAAUGGAUUUCAAAAGGAUUCAGAAGAAAAGAUAUCACCAAAAUUAAGUAAUAAAGAUUGCUGUCCAGAAAUAAGCCUCUCUCUACAUGAUCCUGUGGAAGACAUAAUAACAGUUCAAGAGGAACAGACACCAGAAGAUACAUUUCCACAUGUUUUAGAUAACUGCCACAGAACCUGCAUGACCAUUGUUGACACAGAUAACACAAUAAAAGAGCAUUCCCUUAAUAAUGACACAUAUCUUUCACUGUCGUCCCCAGGGAAGAUUUUUGUGGAUGUAUUCACUGAACAGAAUAUAGAGACUAGUGAAGUUGACAUCAGUGAUUUGUUGAGAUACCCUAGUGAUUCUGAGUGUCUUAAAGUUAAGAACCCAUUGCCUGACAAGUUAGAGUGUCAGGGUCAUGCCUGUUCCGUCGAUCCAUCAGCAGCUGAGAGCAACAAUGCCCUGCCAGUAGAGCUUGUGGUGCCUCGGAAUGCCUUGUCAGCAGCAAUGGUACAAGCUGCCAUUCCUGUAGUUCCAAAUGAGAGACAGCUCAACACCGAGGAAGAGCAGCUAAAUUCAGAAACCAGUGUUCUGCAGGUAGAUGAUGACUAUACUCAAAUAUCAAACGUGAUGGAGCCUCGACUUGCUGCAGUUCAGGUGGAAGAAACAAAUGCCUUCACAGGACCUAACUCAGAGAGCACAACAAAUGAGCAACCUGUGGGUGGUCAGCAGAGGGAGAAAGAAGUAAUGUCAGAUUGCUUGGAUGCCACCUUUAGUGAAAAACAGACUGGUGAGGGACAUUCAUAUUCAGUGGAGCCUGCAGCAUGUGCAGAAACAGGCCAAACAGCAUCAAGUAAAAUUCAGAAAUCUCCUUCUGAAGACAAGCAGGAUCUAGAAACUAUCUUAUGGCAAGAAAUAAUUCUGAAUGAGUAUGCAGAAGCUAAUCAGAGGAGAAAGAGCAAGAGAAUUGACAACAAACGGAAACGAGAAGCCUUUGGUAGGAAUUCUGUAAAUCCAACUCGCCCCCUGUCACUUUCAACAAUCCACAGGAGGAAUGUGUAUGGUGAGAACUUACUACAUAGAGCUGUUACUCACCAAGACAUAAACCUUGUACGUAGGAUAAUAAAAGCCGGUGGAAAUGUAAAUGCUCAGGAUUAUGCUGGCUUGACUGCGCUACAUAUAGCAAGUGUGGAAGGCUUUUAUGGGAUAGCAAAUCUGCUUUUGAAAGCAGGCGCUGAUGUUAAUGCUACACAAAAGGAACAAAUAACACCCUUGCAAGAUGCAGUUAAGGAAGGCCAUUAUGAGAUGGCAAACUUAUUACUUUGGUAUGGAGCUGAUCCCUUACUAAAAAAUCAGAAGGGAAGGUGUGCAUUAGAAGAAGCUUCCGACCCAACUAUGAUGAAGCUUCUUAAAAGUUACAUGGCAAAAUCUAGAAGACACUUAGUGGCAGGUGGAGACAAUUCAAAGAACAUGUUAAAUACUCAAGGCAUACAAGAUACAAACCAGCACCAGAUUUCCUUACAGACAGAGGAGUCAGAACCAGCAUGUGCAAAUCCUCAGGAGAAGAGCCAAAAAGAAAAGGCAGCCUCAUAUUCCAGUAGCAGCAAUAAGAAGCUUUCAUCUAAUCAAUCACAAUUGAGUAAAGCAUCAAAACAGCAAAUAUCUAAGAAGUCAGCAUCUACCAGGGAAGAAGCUGUAACUGUACACAGUACCUGUAAGACAAGAGCUGGGAGAAAGAUGAAAAUUAGGAGAAAUGCAAAAGGGGAAACUCAGCUGCAUACUGCUGCUAAGAGAGGAGAUGUGUCUUUGGUGAAGACUCUAAUAUCAUCUGGAAUUUCUGUCAAUGAACAGGACUAUGCAGGUUGGACAGCAAUUCAUGAAGCCUCUAAUGGAGGAUUUACUGAUGUGAUCUUAGAAUUACUGAAAGCAGGUGCUGAUGUUAACAGCAGAAGUUUCUGUGGUGUUUUACCAAUACACGAUGCUGUUUCUGGCAAUUAUUUGGAGGCAGCCAGGAUUCUGCUGCAGCAUGGAGCAAAUCCCAAUGAGAGGGAUGGUUCAGGAGAAAGUGCUUUGAAUCAGGCUUGUGAUGAAGAAAUGAAAGAACUGUUGAAGUCGUAUGGUGCUAUGGACUCUGUACUUCCUGUUCAAACUGUUGAAGUUACUGAGGGGAAAUCAAAACGUCAUUGUUAUGACUGCUAUAAAAAUGAUGACGCAGCUUUGGAGACACAACAUGAGAAAUACAGUGUGGAGUCUGUUGCUGCCAUACAGGAUACAGAAAAGAAGCAGGAAGAACUGUUGCUAUUUGAGUUGAGAACUUCGAAAGAUGCAGACUCUCCAGCAAAUAUCAGUGAGAAAUCUUCACAGAGUUACGGUAAUCAGGAAUGGGAACAAAACCAAGUGAGAUAUGGAUGGAAGAGUAAGAAAAAACUUCAGUUGAUAGAUCUGCUUGAAUUGGGAAGGAUAAAGCCUGGAGAAAAUGUUUUAGAAUUCAAACUGCAGGAAUUUAGUCAUAAAGCGACGCUCUUGAAGAAUGGCAAGAUCAGAACCAGUAAAGGACAAAUAUUACAGAAUCCAGUUCAGUGGAUUAAAGAUCUACUAGGAAGUGAUAUUUCUGUGACAUGGAAGUACGUGUGGAAUAAGGUUACAUAUCUUGGGACAGAAUUGUCAAAAUUUAGUGUUGGUGAAGUGUCAGGUUCCAGUCACGUGGAGUUGCCAACACAGAAAGGAAAUCCUUUAGGCUCUUCUGUCCAGUUCAACUCUAUGGAAAGCCUGACACAUUUUCUUCAAUUCCAUGAGAUAGUAAUGGCGCAUAAAGAGGAGUUUCUACCGUGCUCUGCAAUGGAAAAGCACUGGAGUUUCUAUAAAGAAUGCAAAGAUUUUGGAUUCUAAAGACUUAUUGAGUGCUAAUACAUUUUUCUUUGCCAUCAUUUAAAAGUAAACAUUUGAGCUUUAGAACUAAGUAUUUUGCUGCUGUCAUUUUGAUUAAUCAUUUGUCCAGCACAUGGGAUGAUAGAAAGUUUGUUUGGGUAAGUGAGGAACAGGGAAGUACUUAGUAGCAGGCAAAGACAACUGUCAAUGUUUACUCUUGCACUGCAAGAUUAAGGAAUGGGGAAGUAGAUAGGACUUAGACACUGAUACGCAUUGUGAAAUAUAUUCCAGGUUGAUUACUUGGUGUGAACUUUUAAGUUUUUAUUUAAGAUCAAAGUAACUGCCCAUGCUUGAUGGGGCAGGACAGAAACAGACAGGCAGCAACACUCACAGUCACUUCUUACAGCUAAACCUGAAACUGCUAUGGCUGAGCAUGUGCUAUCAGAAAUGGCAAGGCGUGUUUGUAUAGUAACAUAAACUGUUAAGUUAGGCAAAAAUUCAAGAUGAGCAGCCUUGAAAAUCAUCAGCAGCUUUGCAUUAUGUGGCAUGCAUACAUAUAUAAAAACAUUUGAGAAGGGGGGCAGGUGCUCAGAGAGGUAAAAAGAGGAAUCUUAGGUAUUGGAAGUGCUCCAGAAAAUUCCAUUCAUGUUUGAGCCAAAUCUCUCUGAUAGACAGAAAAUAUGCUGGCAUAUGACAGGAAAUGCAAUUAGCCUGUUUGUGGAACAUGAAUUUUUCCAGGUAACAGCAUCUUGGAUAUUCAUCCCAAUCUCUGGGGAAUUUCUGUUUGUUUAAAUUUUACAAUGUUUGAAUCUGCUUUAGCAGCAUAUUUGUAACAGACUUGACUGUUAAGAGAGUUAUCUGCAUUCAAUUGAUAUUCUUGCUCUUUCUUUCUUUGGAUUGUAAGAAGAGAUGGAAUAAUAAUAGUACCUGCUACUCCUAACUCCAGUGAAUAGGAUGGGAAGUAUCUCCUGUUAAUACAUAAUGUCAGCAAGCUAUUGGAGUGUGAAGAGCUCUUCUGCAAAGAUCUGAUUAGUGUCUUAAACAGAAGUUGGUUUAGGGAAGUGAAAGGGUUCUGAUGUGCAGGGAGCUAGUACUAUGCCCUAGAAUGCAUGAGCAAUCAUAGCCUGAUGGGCUGUAAGAAUAAAGAAAUGCCAAUGGCCUGGAAGUCAGAAAAGGUAAAAGCUGCUGAGUGACAGGUAUUUUGUAAAGUCAGUUUCACAAAGAAAGAAAAUGGAGUGUUCUCACAACUGCAGCAGCAAAACAAACCUGAAGGCAUAUUGUUUCAAAGGAAGUGCUCAUUCAAAUACUGUGCUUUCACUGAAAAGUAAAAGGUAUUUGA